ACUACAUGGAUGAUAUAACCGAAGAGACACUUGAACGCAUUCUACGGCUUCAUAGCUUCUUAAUUUUACCAGCGUUCCAAAAGCGAUCGAAACCAGGCUUCACAGAAGCUCUCACAGCAAUACUUACAAGGAGAGGACUAGCGGUCGACCCAGAGAAGCUCAACGGCUGUGAAUUUUACGGACCACUGGAUUGGGUGACUGGACAGCACCUCACAUCAUUCGAAAUCAAAGAUAUCGCGCGUAUAAUCAACUUUCCUUUACCUGCUCAACGAAAAAGGCCGGAGACAGCUGCACAAGCUGUGCCUGAGGUGCCUACGCAAGCAGGGACGAAAACGGAAGGUACGACCGUUAUCGAAUCUACAACACUAUCAUCAACCCUAACCCCCAUCACAAUGAGCGAACCUACUCCAGUACCAGGAUGGAUUACCUCCAUCUUUCAAACUAAUAUUCAACCGCAUAUUUCCUACUCCAAAACACAAUACAAAAGAGAUGUGGUCUACAUCUUGACAUUACUGCGGCGUAUUUCCGAAGAACAACAGACGCAAUUCGCGGGACUCAUCAGGGAAACCGAUUAUACGCAGGCUCGGGCAUUAGCUGCGUGCAUGGAUACUGCAAAAUAUGAGGAGUUUUUAGCAAUAGCACGGGACGCUAUCAACAGCUCUGGAUAUCCCGCUAAUAACAUCGAGACCUUCCGACUUUUUAUGGAGAGAUUCCGCGCCGGACCAUCUGAACGGGCUCCAACGGAGAUAGACAUAGCCAACGGCCAACCCGGGACAGAUACAGGAAACUAUCCAGAAGAACGACGGGGCCAACUCGAAGCGAUCGAAUCACGUGAACCGUCAGGUAGACAGGAAAGUAGUUCAAGUGGACAGUCUCAUCAAAAUACAAUGCAGGAAUCCCUUACAGAGUGCAUCUUUCAAUUAGAACAGCGCUUCAAGAAGAGCUCAUUUGAAGCGCGACAAGAGGCUGAUAAGCUCAAAUUCCGUUUCGCAAAGGAGAAAGACCUGCCACUAAGAGAGUAUGUAGAAAGGAAGGUCAUACUCCUCCAGGAAGCCAACAUCAAGGAGGAGGACGAAAUCGUCACCAGAGUCUGGGAAAAUCUUGACCCAGUCAUCAUGAAUACAAUAAGACAGGAGGACCUGUCCCUCGACGAGUUCACCAGACGACUGUUUCUACGGGAAGUCCCAGCUAGACUUGCUUGGAACCAACUGAACCGAUUCGCUCCUACACAUACCUCACCCAGAGCAUAUCCUAAAUCCAAGUACAAGGACGACAAACCUGAACGUCAGAAGGACAAGCAAACCGAAAAGGACACCAAGAAAGAAAUUCCUAGUAAACGCGAAUGA
Messenger RNA from Talaromyces stipitatus ATCC 10500, 1346 nucleotides. RefSeq lists its product as uncharacterized. The coding region runs from base 6 to 1346 and encodes 446 amino acids. The record is from RefSeq and is a predicted model, not a curated record. The transcript is spliced from 2 exons. NCBI's taxonomy places the organism in Eukaryota, Fungi, Ascomycota, Eurotiomycetes, Eurotiales, Trichocomaceae.